AUGUCGAAAACGAUUAGAAUCUUGUUGAUGAUAUUUUGUAAUCAUAACAAAUGUGAUUACCAAUUUCGAAUGAAAUUACAAUCAAGUAAUGAUUUUAUUUUCAAUGAUUCUAUUUCGAUAAAUAGAAUGUCUCCAGGUGCAUUUACUCGUUUAUUCAGUACGACAGUGAAUACUGUUUUUCGUCGAUUUCUUUUGGCAUUAAUUCGAGCGACAUUAAUCUAUAUAAUAGCAUUUUUGUUUGUUCAUUUACCAACAUUUUGGAAUUAUAUAACAACAUUGGGAAAAGAUGAUCGAAAACGAAAUAGACAGCGAAGAGUACGAGCGAAAUUGUCUGAUGACUCGAAUCCAUCAUCACCUUAUCGAGCAGUUGAAGUUCUUGAUGAACUGCGAUCACAACCUGAAGAAGAUGUGGAAACUUUAGCGGUAAUACCUGAUCUUUGUCUUGAACGUCAUGCGGAUAAAGAAACAAUGGAUGUGAGAGAAAUUCUUGAUGUUGAAGAUGAGAAACAACCAACUGGAAAAGUUUUCAAAAAGUAUGUUUUGGGUGAAUAUAAAUUUACAACAUAUCGUGAAGCGUGUAAACAUAUUGAUGCGAUCGGUCGUGGUUUAUUAUCUCUGGGUGCUAAACAAGAAUAUGAUGUUACAGUUGGUCGUGCAGGAUAUCCACUUGUUUCGUGUGAAAUUCGUUUAGUCGAUUGGAUUGAAGGUCAAUACAAGAAUACAGACAAACCAAAUCCACGUGGAGAAAUUCUUAUUGGAGGAAAAGUUGUUGCUGAUGGAUAUUUUGGUGAAGCUGGAAGAAAAGAAAAUGAAAAUUUCAAAGAAAUCGAAGGAACAAGAUAUUUUUGUACUGGUGAUAUUGGAGAAUGUUUUCCUGAUGGAACUUUAAAGAUUAUUGAUCGAAAGAAAGAUCUGGUUAAAUUACGUGGUGGAGAAUAUGUUUCAUUAACUAAAGUUGAAAUGGCAAUGAGUAAAAUUCCAAUCAUUGAAAAUUGUUGUUUAUGUGCAUCUGCCUCAUCUGAAUAUACAGUGGCUUUGAUUUGUCCAAAUACCAAAACUAUGUCGAAUUUUACUGAAAAAAAUUUUGGAGAAAAAGAUUGGCAUAAAUUAGUUAAUGAUGAUGAAUUUAUUGAAUUAGUUUUAAAAGAAGUUCAACAAGCUUGUAACAAAGGUGGCAUUGAAAGAUUUGAAACUCCACAAAAGAUAAAAAUUGUUACUGAACCUUGGACACCAGAAACAGGUCUCGUUACUGAUGCAUUAAAAUUGAAAAGAAAAGCCAUUGAACAAAAAUAUAAAGAUGAUAUUGAAGAUCUUUAUGAAGAAAGAAAAGCAAAACCUAAAUCAGAAACAAAGAAAAUCCGAAAGACAGAAGAGAAAAAAAUAACUUCAAAUGAAAAUCCAACCGAUGUGGCAAAAGAUGUCAUUUCAAAUGAUAAUGAAAAGAAGAAAGAACUUUAA
Adineta ricciae is the source of this 1458-nucleotide messenger RNA. The record is from the annotation of a GenBank genome assembly. Lineage: Eukaryota; Metazoa; Rotifera; Eurotatoria; Adinetida; Adinetidae.